Messenger RNA from Xyrauchen texanus (razorback sucker), 2497 nucleotides. Its product is annotated as SPRY domain-containing SOCS box protein 3-like. The transcript is spliced from 7 exons. Bases 188 to 1270 code for a protein of 360 amino acids. NCBI's taxonomy places the organism in Eukaryota, Metazoa, Chordata, Actinopteri, Cypriniformes, Catostomidae. Gene Ontology annotation, cellular component: SCF ubiquitin ligase complex. Gene Ontology annotation, biological process: proteasome-mediated ubiquitin-dependent protein catabolic process. Gene Ontology annotation, molecular function: protein binding. The record is from RefSeq and is a predicted model, not a curated record.
AUAAAGCAUUGUUUACGUCUGUCGUUAAAGAAGUAGGUCACAGUAAAAUGUGACAGUUGCGGACUGGAUCCGAUUUUUUUUCCCCAGAUACAUAGUUCACUGUGUCAUACUAGUAUCUUUAGAUAUAAGAGACACCAACGAUCUAUAGUGCACCCCUGAUAGACUGGUGAGGAGGCCCCUGGUUGGCAUGUCGAGGCGGAGCAGAAACAGUAGAGCGUGGAGGUACGUGUGGAGUGGAAUCCGACGGGAUGCAGAUGCAAGAGCUUUAGUGCUUGCUUCCGAAAGUGAGGACUGGAGUUAUGAUCAGCAGCAGUACAGUGACUCUGAUUCCGAAGCGGAGUACCCAGCCCUUGUGCCGGCAGUUCCGAGUGCCGUGCCCGUUACAGGAGAGUCAUACUGCAGCUGUGACUCACAGAUGGAGCUCAGCUGUAACCCACGGCUCCGAGGUUACACACACUUACGAGACUGCCACUGUGGAGAAGAUGACCAAGAUUUUGACUGGGUGUGGGACGAGGGCAGCCGGUCUUCUGCAACACUGUUAAGCUGUGAGAACAGAAAAGUGAGCUUCCAUUCGGAAUAUAGCUGUGGAACAGCAGCCAUUCGUGGCUCUAAAGAACUCACGGAGGGACAACAUUUCUGGGAGAUUAAAAUGACUUCCCCAGUGUACGGCACUGACAUGAUGGUUGGUAUUGGCACAUCAGAUGUGAAUCUGGACAAAUAUAGACACACGUUCUGCAGCCUGCUGGGUAAAGAUGAAGACAGCUGGGGUCUGUCAUAUACAGGUCUGUUGCAUCAUAAUGGUGAUAAAAUGAGCUUUUCGUCACGUUUCGGCCAGGGUUCCAUUAUUGGUGUUCACUUGGACACUUGGCAUGGAACGCUCACCUUCUAUAAGAAUCGCAAGUGCAUUGGUGUUGCAGCUGCAGAGAUGAAGAAUAAGCGUGUUUUUCCAAUGGCAUGUUCCACUGCUGCCAAGAGCAGCAUGAAGGUGAUUCGCUCCGUCUCUGCCCCCACCUCUCUACAGUACCUUUGUUGCUCUCGCCUCCGUAAGCUGCUCCCCUCUGGAGUUGAUGCACUUAGAGUUCUGCCCCUCCCACCUGGCCUCAGACACCUUCUGCACACCAAACUGGGAUGGGUGCUGAGCCUGGAUCACAUGCAUCCACAUGCACACUCGAAGGCACACACCUCACCAGGGCCCUCCUCGGGUAGUGACUCCGAGGGCUGCUCAUCAGACCCGGAAGCCUGCCAGCGGAAACGUUGCCGCUGGACCUGAGGCCAUGUCUAUGCCUCAUCCACUCACCCUUAUGAAACCAUUAAAAUGUCUCCACAAACAAAAAGAAUCCAUGCAUUAACACUGGACGUGUGCCGUCUCGUACAAAGGUGGACGAUAGAGUUUGAUGACUAACUUGAAGGUCAGUUGAGCCAGUUUAACUAGUUGUAUUGGUGGUAAGUAUUCAUUCUUUGCUGUCCAAAAAUAGUUUGGCCUUUCAGGUUAAAAUUGAGAUGUACUGUAUAGCAGUAUUCAAAGUCAGUUUUAUUCUGUUGUGAUGCUCCCAAUACACAAUGGAAUGAAGUUCAUCAGCUCUUUUUCAUGUGGGAAACAAAAACAUGUUACCAUUUAAAAUGCAGGCAAAAAAAAAGUGUACUUGCAAAAAAAAGACCCAUUCACACACAACAAUCACAUCAUUUUUAGUGAACUGUAAAAUGCUCUUUGUGUUCUCCUCCCAUCAUCUGGGGCAGAAAAUGUUACUUGAACAUAGGAAGUGACACACAGUGUCAUUCUCUAGUACAGGCCAGUGAAACAUCUCGGCACGUGCCAUGGUCUGUUCCCUCUAUGUUUGAGUCUGUGUGUCAAUCAUUUUGUUCUUAUUCUAUCAAACAACUUGAAGUUACCAACAGAGAGUUAGGAAAUUGAUAACAGUGACAUCAUAAUGAAUAUUGUCUGUAAAAAGUUUUUUUUUAUACCAUGAAAUCUUUAGGAAAAAUGCCUCUGACAGUUUUUUCUCUCUCUAGGAAAUACUUUGGGCCCUAGUCAUUGCUCGUGUGUGUAUACGUGUAGUAUGUAUAUUUGAAAAGUAUUUCCAGAGAAAUUUCCAUGAAAAAACUAUGAUGCAGUUGUCAAACUGACUGAUCUGAACUGAAGUGGAGGUUAAAUCACUUUUCAAUCUGUGCAACAUCUCUACAUGAGGUUCAUUUUGAAUUCAGAUGGGGUUUUUAAAUCGCAGGUUUUGUAAUUCAUUGUAAAGAAAGCAAAUCAUGUUUUUGUUAUGCAUAAAAGCACUUUCUGGCUUAUUGUAUGUAUAGAAAUGUAUACAGGUCCUGUAUACUGUGCUCAACGCAAAUUGUAUGUCAUAAACGCUUGCAUUCGCUCUUUCUCUCUUGAAUCAUAAAAAAAUGAGAAAUUAUAUAUGCAUUGAAAAAGAGGUUGGUUGUGAUUUUGCCUUUCUUUCUGAGAUCUUAAUAAAGAUUUCCAUGAGUCAAUUGAAAUGUUCCUCUUACU